Messenger RNA from Paramisgurnus dabryanus, 6007 nucleotides. RefSeq names its product zinc finger protein, FOG family member 2b (gene zfpm2b). NCBI's taxonomy places the organism in Eukaryota, Metazoa, Chordata, Actinopteri, Cypriniformes, Cobitidae. Gene Ontology annotation, molecular function: RNA polymerase II-specific DNA-binding transcription factor binding. The record is from RefSeq and is a predicted model, not a curated record. Gene Ontology annotation, cellular component: nucleus. Gene Ontology annotation, biological process: heart development; positive regulation of transcription by RNA polymerase II; cell differentiation.
UUAACCCCCGUACAGGACGAAUCUGAUAAAGCCUGACUGAGAUCUGAAACACAGUUGAGUCUUGCAGAGUCUGUCUGUAUUUGGAUGAAUUGCAGCGUUAUUUUAUAAUCUCGAGUUCAUCGCGAGGAGCAGGAAUGUCCCGCAGGAAACAGAGCAAUCCCAAGCAAUUUAAACGGGUGUUUGAAAAUGGUCUAGAGACAGACUCUGAGGAGAAGAGAGAGAUACUGAUAGAAAAGGACAGGUCUGUUGAGAAAGAUUCACUGUUCCUCACUGAACCUGGGAGCAUCAACUGUAAAGAUAGAGAUCACUUGAUGAACGGUGAAAGGGGCGAAAAUUUAAAGGAUGAACAACAAGACAGUGAUGGACAUGAAGAGAAAGCCCCGACCAGCACACUAACACCAGAGGAAUGGGGCGGUCCAAGGGAUCUGAUUAUGGUGGAUGAGGAAGGAGAGAAAAGGAUUCGUUCUUGUCAGGCACUUUCACUGGGCACCACAUGGGGACCUUUCACUGGGAAGAUUAAGAUGACCACAGGAGAAAAUGACAUGGUUUCACCAGUGCUCAGCGGAUGUCCAAGUUGGCUUAAGGAUGUGAUGUGGGUCAACUCAGGGGAUGGCAGGAGCAACUGUGCAGUAUACAGCAAAGGAGAACAUGUAUGGUGCUCUACAACAAAAAACAUUACAGAGGGAGAUGAACUUACUGCUUAUGUGGUGGAUUUGCACUCUCAUCUUCAAACACCAGCCCAAUCUCCCUGUGGUCAAGGGAUGUAUCCGGCCCGACAGCUGGACUCCAUGCAACUUCUUCCUCAGCAAGCAGCCAUGGAAUCCAUACUGCAAGGUGCUAUCAUAAACAAAGACAUCUUUCCCUGCAAGGCUUGUGGCAUCUGGUUUAGAAGUGAAAGGAACCUCCAAGCACAUCUUAUGUAUUACUGCAGUGGGCGGCUAAGGGACCCCGAGAUGGCCACAGAGAAAAGCGCCAAUAUCAGCCAUCAAAUGCUCCGCAGUUGCACAUACCCACAAUGCAAUAUGAGCUUUGCAGGCUCCCAUGCCCUGGAAAUGCAUGUAUCCAAACAUAAUAGUUUCAAGUCAGAUGAGAACUCCACUGGAGGCCAAUUGAAAUGCACAAUUUGUGACUACACUGCUGAAACACUUAUGGUACUCCAGCACCACAUCCUUACCCAUCUGUCCCACACUGGCCUGAAAUGUGGUCACUGCCACUUCACGUUCCAAACCCCUAAAGAAAUUACCAAACACCAGGAGUUACAUGGCCAUGGCAGUACAGGCAACACACCCACCAAAGAAGACAAAGCUGAUAAAUCUCAUAGUAUCCAUAAAGGCAGCCCUCAACAAGGUAGAGCUAAUGCAGACAUGAAAGACCUUGAGGAAAGUGCUGACAGCGGUCCAUUAACUGAGCCAGAAACCAUAGAAAGUGUCCAGACAUCCUUUAAGAGUGAGGGCAACUCAGAAAACAAGGCCAGUGUUUCAUUUUCAAGAGUGAAGUCAGAGCCUUCAAGUCCCCGUUUGGCCUCUUCACCAAUUCAACACCACCUGCCUCCUGCCUUUCCCAUACCUCAUUUCAUGCCACAUGUCCCAUUUUCAAACGAUAUUACUGUGGGCCCCCAGGCAUCUCAGAUUUUGGCAAAAAUGUCAGAGUUGGUCCAUUGCAGGUUACGUCACCGAGUGAACACUUACCCACCAGUAAUGUACAGCACACUUGUGCCUAAAGGGGCAACUUGUUUUGAAUGCAAUAUCUCAUUCAAUAACCUUGAUAAUUAUUUGGUACACAAGAAGCAUUACUGCAACAGUCGCUGGGAACACACACCCAAGCUGCAUGAUUUUCCUGGACUUCUGGAUAAACCAGCAGGUGCUGUGAGUCCUAAACUUGGAGCUAGUUUGGCUGUUUUGCUAAAUGCUGGCCACCCCUCUGAGGUUAAAGGUUGUGAGUCCGUCCCUUUCAAUCCCACUGGAGGUGGAAAAGUUACAGAUGAGCUCUUAGCGCAGAUUAAGAAAUCUUCAACCUCCCCUGGUGCACCGGAGAAGCUGAAUGGCACACAGUUGGAUUUACAAAGCCCAAACAUGCCACCCACAGAAAAUGAUAAAGACCCCAAACAGACAACAUGUGAAGCCUGCAAGAUAACCUUUAGUCGACAUGAGACCUUCAUGGUGCAUAAGCAGUAUUAUUGUGCCACCCGCCACGAUCCUAACGUGAAGCGUGCUAACAAUAAAGGACCAGCCAAUCAGAAGAUGGUUCGUGCACGUAAAAGAAGAAAGGCACAUGAACUGGCAACUCCUGAACAAGAACAGAUGCAUCCUAUGGGUGUGCCAUCGCUUCUUGGUAUCACCACUCUCGGAGCUCCAUACAUGACAAAAGGCACAGUGGAGAGUUUCAGAGACCAACAGAGAUACACCAUGAUGCAAGGUCUAGUACCCAAAUAUCCAGAGGCCUCACUGACGAUAACAAAAUCAGCUCUUGUCUCAAAAUGCCCUAAAACAUGUAAGGAGGAAUGUGAUGUACCUAUAGAUUUGAGUAAAAAAUGCAUACCACAGUUUGGUAAUACUCCACUUUCACCCAAAGGACUCUUGGAUUAUCAUGAGUGUGCUGUGUGCAAGAUAAGCUUUAACAAAGUUGAAGACUAUCUUAAGCACAAACAAAACUUCUGCCCAGGGACCACUUUGCAAAAUUCGACCAUUGAUAACAAAAUCUGUGCAAACAUCAAAAUGGAAAGCCUGCGUAAUACUAGAAACCUCUCAGAGAAUGUUGCCUUUGAGAUCCCAGCCUUACAUGCAAAAACUGAGCAUUUAAAUGCAGGGGCAUCAUCUGACAGUGAAGACCACCUCAACCCAAUAAAAGAUGACCCAAAGAGCCUGUUUCAGCCUUCGAGCACUAAGAAAAUGAGACCAGAUGAACAAAUCUGGCCUUACUAUAAAAACAAACCCACAGAUUAUGCGACAGUGAUGCUUGUCACACAGAGCAAACAAAGACAAAGUCCUAAUGAAGGCAGUGAGGGGGAGAAGGAUCAGCCGAUGCCUCACGGUAGCCAUCUGAGCACAGAUGAGAACCAGGGCAAGAUGUCAUUCUUAAAUGAACUUAAUGACAAGUCAGGAGACACUGACAAUAAGCACAGUUCUCUUGCACCAGACAUUCACACAGACAGACCCAUCAGCCAUAAGGAAAGAACCACUUUGAUGCAAUCUCCACAAACCGAGGAGGACUCGACAAGCUUCAAGAAAGUAUUGACUGAGUCCAAUGCGGCCACUAGUAAUGUAAAGUACUGCCGCCCAUGUGACAUCCAAUUUAACAAUCUAUCAAACUUUAUAACACACAAGAAGUUUUAUUGCUCAUCACACACAGCAGAGCACGUGAAAUAGUUCUGAAGGCAUUCCACAUCCGUGCCAAAUGUUAGGAGCUCUCGAUUUUAGCUAUAGCACAAAACUAGAUGUGUGCCCCCAAAUACAAGGUGGUCACUUAAAGAUACUCUCUCUCUCUCAGAAAGUGGGCGCUCUCAAAAUGUUUGGUGUGCUCAAAUUGUGUCUGGUGCUAAGAGUUCAAGAGAAUAGCCUUAUGAAUUUAAAAAUAGACAAGAUUUGUUAAUGACACAUUGCAUUUGGUUUAAAUGUGAAAACCAUACCAGAAGCAACCGGUUUGAAAUAGUAUUCCUAAAUAAAGGAUAUUUAUUACUUACGGUCUAAACAGUUGGCUUUUAAUUAAGGGUGUCACGAUUCGUAUGAAAAAAAUGGAAUCGUCGAUGCUGCCACGCCCCCAUGUCAAGUGAAAUUAGGUCACAACCUCGAUCUUCGUAUGAAAAAAAUGGAAUCGUCGAUGCUGCCACGCCCCCAUGUCAAGUGUGGUUGGCUAGCCAAGCCGAAAAAAAAACACGUGUUGACUGUUGCAAGUCAACCUCCUCUAACUUUGCUAGCUACAGCCAGUUGAACGAUAGCAUGGCUAUCAUUGUAGAAACAUUGUAGCUUUAAGUUAUGAAAACAGCAUUUAAACAUGACUUAUUAGGGUCUCACAAUCUCGUUUGAUGGUAAUAAAAGCACGUUUUCUGUUGUUCAUCUGACAGGAAGUUUUUAUUUUAUCAGGUAUGUGUGUGUACCAUAUUUUUCCACUGGCAGUAAGACUUACAUGGCAGGGCAUCUCCAGGUUCCAGGUCAGAUAUUAUAUUUCAUAAAAGUCUAGUCUAAACAUGGCAUAGCAUUUUUUGUGCUUAAAAAAAAAUCGAUAAUAAAAUCGAACCGUGACCUUAGUAUCGGAAAAUGUAAUCGAAUCAAGGAUUUUGAGAACCAUGACAACCCUGUUUUUAAUUAACAAUAUUUUUAAGUCCCUGUAAAGUCAACCUUGAAAAUGUAUUGCUGAAACACUCCACAAAGACUAUAAACUAUGUAGUACUGAAUUGCAGAGUUAGAUCGCUAGACAGUUGUUUACCAUUUCUGUGUUCAGGAUUAUUUGGGCAGGGUUAAAAUGGUGCCUUAAAGAUUCACUUGAGCCACUUUUUUCCGUCAUUCAAAUUUGGUUGGGUGGUUAAUAAUAUCACAUGUUUCUGUGGUGAGACAAACGCAGAACACAUUUAAUAUCAGACUUUACAGGGACUUAAAAAUAUGUUUUGUGCAAUUUAAAGUGCACUUUGAGAGCCAUACAAUCUUUCAAUAUUAGAUAAUAAUUGAUAGGUAGAUUUUUGUUACCAGUAAUCCAAUUCCCCCAUUCAUAGUCAAAAUUGUAUUAAUGUGGCAUUAUAUAGUUGAAUUAUUAAAGAUUGUUGACUCAGUGUUUAUUGGUUGACAAGACCUCCAGAUAGAGUUCACUCUUAACCAAUGAGAUUUUAUGUAUGAAGCAGGAUUUUCAUUGGUCCGUUGUGUCAUCCUAUUUUAAAUAAAGCAAUGGGACACACUUUGGGUGCACAAACACUCUGAGCAAUAGCACAUCCAAGACAAAGAGAGCAGAUAGAUUUGCGAUCAUAUGUCACACAGUUCCGAGUAUGGACAAAAAAAAAUCAAAAGCAAACAUAUUUGAGAGCCCACAUCCAGUUUUCACUUUGAAAAAUGUGUGCUUGUUCUUUACAUGGAUGUGCUCUCGCAUUACAUUUGUCAACUCUUGACAUUUGUAAGUAUAAUAACAGGAUACCAUCCUCCAACAUUCAACUGUUUAAGGACACAUAGUGAGCUCCUUUAUCACAGUGCCCAACACAACCCCUUUUUUUAAACAGCCGGUUUAUUUGAGUCUUCUGGCCAUCCUUUGCAAAGACUGAACAUGCCCACCGGUUCUCUUCAAAGUCUCCAACUAUUCAAUUAUCAAAUUUCACAAUUAGUAGUUUUUCCCUUAUAAUCACUUACAUACAACAUUUAUACAGUUCUGUGUUGGUUUACACAGCAGCAGGCGGACAAUCAAAUCAGCAGGUUUAAUCUGUCAUUUCAUAAUAGAUGUUUUUUAUAUAUUUGUUGGGUAUUGUGUGUUAAUACUUUGUGUGUUUAAGUAUUUACUUAUUUAUUUAUUAAUAGUUCCAGCUCUAAGUGAUGCAGAUUUGUAAUUAAAACAAGUUUACAAACGUUGUCUUUUAUAUGUCUUAUUUAGAAAAACAGAAGGAAGCCACAUAAAUAGUAAAACAAUGGUGAAAAAUCUACUAAAAGUAAUAAUGGAGCAACCUUUGCUUUGUCAAAUGUCUCAAAAAAAUCCUCAAGUACUGGCAAGUUUUUUUUCUUCUUCUGAAUAAUCAUCAAUACAUGUAAAGUCUAGUUUGUCCUUGAUGUUUCUUUAUGCUUCGGUAUGAUUUUUCUUGUUGAACAAAAGUCUUCUUAAAAAGGUGACCUGUAUGUGUUUGUUGAUUCCUGGUCUCUUUUUAAAUAUUUGGCGUCAAAUGCCAUACUUUUUAAAAUAUGAAACAUUUAAAAGCAGUAUUUCAAAAGGUAGCUUUUAUACAUGGACCACGGAAAAUGUCUGUAAUGCGUUUACAGAAUUUUUACUGUAAGUUUAAGGUUUACAUUUGGUAAGGAUGAGACCUUGUAACAUUUGCUAA